Plutella xylostella (diamondback moth) is the source of this 1490-nucleotide messenger RNA. Lineage: Eukaryota; Metazoa; Arthropoda; Insecta; Lepidoptera; Plutellidae. The record is from RefSeq and is a predicted model, not a curated record.
GGCUUUUUUCUCUGUAGUUGGCAUCGGCGCGCCGAGCCGACUGCCGAGCUCACGGCUAUUCACAAACACGCGCGCGAUGGCUAUCUGGUGGAUCAUGAGCUGCUUGGUGGCGCUGGUGGCUGGCGAUAACACCGGCGUGAUGGUGGAGCAGCCAAACAACGUGGAGACGGCGGGGGACUGCCUCAAUGAGACGGACCUGUGGAGCGUGUUCGCGAUAUUCCGGCACGGCGACCGAACGCCGGACCAAGAGGAAUUGGACUUGUUUCCCGAUGCCGACAUUCAUGAUAAAGACGUAUUCUUCCCGCACGGGAAGAAAGCGCUUACUAACAAAGGCAAGCAACGCGGGUUCCUAGUGGGGCGCUCUCUACGCAAGCGCUACAACAACUUCAUCUCUUCCCUCUACCUCCCUGCCGAGGUCACCGUGCGUACCACAGACUACGCUCGCACCAAGAUGACAGCACUGACGGCGAUGGCGGCGCUGUUCCCGCCCCCGCCCGCGCAGCGCUGGAACCCCGCGCUCGACUGGCAGCCCGUCCCGUAUGAUACGCUGCCCUUUGAGGAGGACGAUCUGCUCUACUGGUACAACUGCCCCAGCUACCUGCAAGCCCGGGACAAGGUGUACACUCGGCCCGAGGUGCGAGCUGAGACGGCGCAGUAUCAGGACCUCUUCGAAUAUCUGACUAGACAGACCGGGACCAAUAUCAGUACUACUGAGGAUGUGUUCUUCCUGGAUAAUCUGUUUCAGACUUUGAAUAACGUCGGCAUAAAAACCCCACAAUGGGCACAGGAAGUGAUGCCUCGGAUAAAGCAAGUGACUAAACUAGAAUACGGAUACGAAUUCUAUACAGAUGAGUUAACCAGAUUAGCCACAGGAGUACUAAUGGCGGACAUAAUAAACUCCAUGCACCUGGCCAUAUCCGGUGACACGGAGCAGCCCAAGCUGACCCUGUACUCUGCUCACGAGAACAACGUGGCGGCGCUGCUAGCCGCGGCCCGGGUGUUCACUCCUCAUCAGCCGCACUACGGGUCUACUUUUGCUAUAGAGCUGAGGAGGAACAAGAACUCGGGAGAGUUUGUUGUCGCGGCGAUCUACUCCCCCGACGCCGGCGGCCCGGGCCAGGCGCUCCCCAUCCAGGGCUGCGGGGGCCGCCUGCUCUGCGACUACGAGACCUUCGUCACCCUCACACAGAACCUCGUCUGGACCCACGAAGAGUACCGGGCUCACUGCAAUAUCAGCUGAUGUGUUGUAGUGAUAAGAAUAUACGGAGGCAAUGUUCUGCUGUUGGCUAAAAGCUAAGGCAUGAAAACUGGAAAACUGCACGUCCAUGUAAUGUUUAAAUUUUUCCUUAGCGAUAAAAAUAAGUGCCAUCAUGCAUUACGGAUAGAUUUUAGUGCUAAAUGUGAUAGGUAGUUCAUUAGUCGCUUCAUUGUAAACAGUGAUAUUGUAGCUUGUAGCUGCGACUAACAUAAUAAAAUUAUGGCUGUGACUA